AACUUAUUGGCCAGCGCCGUGGGGCCACAGUCCAGCGGCCUCCGAGGGCUGUGUCAGACAGCCCCGCCGCCAUGGCGUCCUAUUUCGAUGAGCACGACUGCGAGCCGCUGGAUUCCGAGCAGGAGGCCCGAACCAGUAUGUUGCUGGAGCUCGCAAGGUCACUUUUCAAUAGGAUGGACUUUGAAGACUUGGGGUUGGUAGUAGAUUGGGAUCAUCAUCUGCCUCCACCUGCUGCCAAGGCUGUGGUUGAGAACCUUCCCAGGACAGUCAUCAGGAGCUCUCAGGCUGAGCUCAAGUGCCCCGUGUGUCUUUUGGAAUUUGAGGAGGAGGAGACUGCCAUUGAGAUGCCUUGCCGUCACCUCUUCCAUUCCAACUGCAUUCUACCCUGGCUAAGCAAGACAAAUUCCUGCCCCCUGUGCCGCCAUGAGCUGCCCACUGAUGAUGACGCUUAUGAGGAGCACAGACGAGAUAAGGCUCGCAAGCAGCAGCAAAAGCACCGGCUUGAGAACCUCCACGGAGCCAUGUACACAUGAGGUGCCUGGGGUUGAGCACUCGUCCUCCACAAUAUCUUCCUCCUGCACCUUGAAUCCUCAUUAAAGAUUUCUUUACCCACCCUGCACUGCAUUGCUCACAGGCCUGGGCAGGGGUUCUGUAUCCUCCAUGAGGUCCCUACUGUGGUUGGGGGAACCACAGAAAGUACCGGGCUACAUGUCCCUUCCUGCCAAGCCUACUGGCCUGAGAGCAGUGGAACCCAGGUCAAGAACCUGGCCACUGGAGCAGCCAGUGACUGGGCCUAGGUGUUCAUCGUUGGAAAGCAAAAUGUGUCAGGGUCUGGCAUCCAAUAGCUACUUACGGAUGGUAAACAAAAUCUAGCCUCUGUCUCUCUCCCCUGCAAUUUUUAGUCAACCUUGGAAUCCCACGGGCUUUUUUUCAUUGUGAAAACCGUUUCUAGCAUUUCAAAGUUGCUCUCUGGAUGACCUCCUUCCCCCGCCCCCAUAUCCCUUACUAGAGAAGCAAACUUCACAUGGAAUUGGGGAAGGAUCAGGUCAGUUCUUUAGACUGUUUUAACGCCUAGAAAGGGUUUCAAGCUCUUGAAGGAUAUUUGGAUAGCACCAGGCAUCCUUUAUUCUUGGCAGCCCUGCUUUCAAAGAGCAGUGGGCACUCUCCCUGAGGGCAGGGGAUUCCUCCCACCCUUUGCCUAGGGAAAGCUGACCUGGGUCAGGCCCUCUCCUGAUUGUUUAGAACAGACUACAAACAUGCAAAUUAGAAUUCUUUUAAUAGAUUAAAAAAAAAAGUAUUAAAAUA
Canis lupus familiaris (dog) is the source of this 1305-nucleotide messenger RNA. It is a transcript of the gene RNF181, whose product is annotated as ring finger protein 181. Gene Ontology annotation, molecular function: ubiquitin protein ligase activity. The transcript is spliced from 5 exons. Lineage: Eukaryota; Metazoa; Chordata; Mammalia; Carnivora; Canidae. Gene Ontology annotation, biological process: protein ubiquitination. Gene Ontology annotation, cellular component: cytoplasm. The record is from RefSeq and is a predicted model, not a curated record. The coding region runs from base 72 to 533 and encodes 153 amino acids.